AUGCUCGAUCUAGCAGAUACCGAACUCGUGCGUGACAAGGCUAUCGCAUGGCGCAAACAGUACGGCGAGAUAUUCUAUACGAAAAUCGGCGGCACGGACUACGUUUGGCUCUCUUCACCCAAAGUAGUGAAGGACCUUAUGGACAAGAAGAGUGGCAUAUACUCCUCCAGGGCACCGGCACCUUUGGCUCAAGACGUAGCUUCCGCAGGAAGACGACAGCUGUUCAUGCCUUAUGGAGCACGAUGGAGAAGCAUUCGAAAACAUAGCCACGACUUGCUCAACCUUCGUUCAAGUGUGAAGUACCAGCCAGUUCAAGAUUUCGAGAGCAAAUACCUCCUCCAAGAGCUUAUGGAAAGUCCGGACGAUUUCAUCUUGAUCAAUCGACGAUACUCUGCUAGCGUCAUCAUGCUAGUCACAUAUGGCUACCGGAUACCGAGCUGGAACGACCCUCUUAUCCAGCGCAUCUACGCUAUGCUAGAUCGAUUUACAAAGAUGACGGCUCCUGGUGCGCAUGCAAUUGACUCUUUUCCAAGCUUAGCCAGCUUGCCGCAAUGGAUGUUGGGCAACUGGAGAUCGCAUGGACAGAGGGUGUUCGAGCAAGACAGUCAGUUGAACUUGGACUUAUGGAAUCGACUAAAGCGCGAAACGGACGCUGGAACAGCGAAAGACUGCUUCACAAAGACUUUCUACCUCAAAGACCCAGCGAAGAGUGGAAUCGAUGAUCUUUCGGCAGCGUAUACCUGCGGCGGCCUGAUUGAGGCCGGAUCUGAAACGACUGGUACCACUUUGAACAACUUCGUACUGUGUAUGCUACUAAACCCAGAAGUGCAGAAGAAGGCACAAGAAGAGCUGGACCGAGUGGUAGGACCAGAUCGAUUGCCAACCUGGGAAGAUGAAGAGAGCUUACCAUAUGUACGAGGCGUGAUCAAAGAAGUCUUGCGAUGGAGACCAGUCAACAAAUUUGGAAUGCCGCACGCUACGAGCGAGGAUGAUUGGUAUGAGGGCUACUUCAUUCCUAAGGGAAGUGUUGCAGUAUUAAACUGGUGGGCAAUCCACCGUGAUCCAGAACUGUGGCCUAACCCGGAUGCAUUUGAUCCCUCGCGCUAUCUCAACCAUUCCGCCUCAGCAGCAGACUACAUCAACGCUUCCGACCCGAAGACACGAGACCAUUUUGCUUACGGUGCAGGUCGACGAGUAUGCCCUGGUGUGCAUGUUGCAGAGCGAUCACUUUACAUCAACAUCGCACGGGUAUUGUGGGGAUUCAACUUGCGCAAGAAAAUCGGAAAAGACGGUCAAGUAAUCGAAGUCACCGAGAAGAUGGCGCCUGGGUUCUUCAGCGUUCCGGAAAAUUACGAAUGCGACAUUCGACCGAGGUCUGCAAAGCACGCAGAGAUCAUGAAGAAGCAGUGGGCGGAAGCAGAAAAGGAGGGGCUGAACUUUUGA
Parastagonospora nodorum SN15 is the source of this 1443-nucleotide messenger RNA. RefSeq lists its product as hypothetical. The record is from RefSeq and is a predicted model, not a curated record. The transcript has 2 exons. Lineage: Eukaryota; Fungi; Ascomycota; Dothideomycetes; Pleosporales; Phaeosphaeriaceae. The coding region runs from base 1 to 1443 and encodes 480 amino acids. Gene Ontology annotation, molecular function: oxidoreductase activity, acting on paired donors, with incorporation or reduction of molecular oxygen; monooxygenase activity; iron ion binding.